AUGGUAUCUUCACCAAAUCAUACAAAUCUGGCAGAGUCCCAAGAACUUCCUUUUAGGAAAGUGGAUUUGGCUGAAAUUGAGUUUCGCAAGUUCUCCACAAAAUCGGUGAGUGAAAGUUACCUAUACUACGAGAGUAUAUUCGGAACGAUAACGCAGCUACAAAGAUUCACUAUUAGAUACCAUCUUUCGAUAUUAUAUAUUAAGUGCUGGUAUGUACACCUUGUUGUUGAAAACCUAAAACUAGAUUCCGCUGCAGUGAAAACGGUUAGUAAUACAUUCAGCUCUUCUGAUUAUCUUCUAAGAAGAGCAUUGAAAAAACAUCUCCUAGUUUUGAAAAAUGUGAUAACAGCUAUUUAAAGAUACAUGGCAAACGUCUAUAUCCACCUACUUCAUCUGGAGCCAUUUACGUUUAUCAAUCUUUAUAUUCAGCAACCAAUCCAACCGUACCACAAGUAUCAUUUUUAUUGUAAAGCUAUAGGCAGGAUUUGCUGGUAUUAAUAAAAUCCCAUUUUAUUUAUUAUAUUGUCAAAUGCUAAAUAAAUAUGAUUAGUUAA
Diabrotica virgifera virgifera (western corn rootworm) is the source of this 554-nucleotide messenger RNA. RefSeq lists its product as uncharacterized. The transcript has 6 exons. Bases 1 to 357 code for a protein of 118 amino acids. Lineage: Eukaryota; Metazoa; Arthropoda; Insecta; Coleoptera; Chrysomelidae. The record is from RefSeq and is a predicted model, not a curated record.